GCGGCGGCGGCGGCUGCUGCUGAGCCCGGGCGGCGGCCGGGACCCCCGGCUGGGGCCACGCGGGCCGGAAGCCCCCGCGCCAUAGGCCCCGGCGCGGACGCGAACCCGCGCUGUGUCUGCCGAGGCGAGACUCUGAGAUUUUCAGCAAAUUAGUAUAAUGUUAUCUGGUUGCAUACAUGGCUAAGUGAAAAGAAAAUUGAAAAGUUUCUCGAUACAAAGCCUGGAGGGAGCUACACGUUCAAAAAUCCAACUUCUGUAUCAGGAACAUCUGCUGGACUAUUGGUCCUACAGGUAUGGAUCUCUGGCAGCUGCUGUUGGCCGUGGCACUAGCAGGGUCAAGUGAUGCUUUUUCUGGGAGUGAGGCCACACCAGCUACCCUUGGCAGAGCAUCCAAGAGUCUGCAAAGAGUUCAUCCAGGCCUGGGGACAAAUUCUUCUGGGAAGCCCAAAUUCACCAAGUGCCGUUCACCUGAACUGGAGACUUUUUCAUGCCACUGGACAGAUGGGGUUCAUCAUGGCUUAAAGAGCCCAGGAUCCGUGCAGCUGUUCUAUAUUAGAAGGAACACUCAAGAAUGGACUCAAGAAUGGAAAGAAUGCCCUGAUUAUGUUUCUGCUGGGGAGAACAGCUGUUACUUUAAUUCAUCCUAUACCUCCAUUUGGAUCCCCUACUGUAUCAAGCUAACUAACAAUGGUGGUAUGGUGGAUCAAAAGUGUUUCUCUGUUGAGGAAAUAGUGCAACCAGAUCCACCCAUUGGCCUCAACUGGACUUUACUGAACGUUAGCUUAACCGGGAUUCAUGCAGAUAUUCAAGUGCGAUGGGAACCACCACCCAAUGCAGAUGUUCAGAAGGGAUGGAUAGUCUUGGAGUAUGAACUUCAAUACAAAGAAGUCAAUGAAACUCAAUGGAAAAUGAUGGACCCUGUAUUGUCAACAUCAGUUCCUGUGUACUCGUUAAGACUGGACAAAGAAUAUGAAGUGCGUGUGAGAUCCAGACAACGAAGCUCUGAAAAAUAUGGCGAGUUCAGUGAGGUGCUCUAUGUAACCCUUCCUCAAAUGAGCCCAUUUGCAUGUGAAGAAGAUUUCCGGUUUCCAUGGUUCUUAAUUAUUAUCUUUGGAAUAUUUGGACUAACAGUGAUGCUAUUCGUAUUCAUAUUUUCUAAACAGCAAAGGAUUAAGAUGCUGAUUCUGCCCCCAGUUCCAGUUCCAAAGAUUAAAGGAAUCGAUCCAGAUCUCCUCAAGGAAGGAAAAUUAGAGGAGGUGAACACAAUCUUAUCCAUUCAUGAUAGCUAUAAGCCUGAAUUCUACAAUGAUGACUCUUGGGUUGAGUUCAUCGAGCUAGACAUCGAUGACCCUGAUGAAAAGACUGAGGGAUCAGACACAGACAGACUUCUAAGCAACAGCCAUCAGAAAUCACUUAGCGUCCUUGGAGCAAAGGAUGACGACUCUGGACGAACCAGCUGUUAUGAACCUGACAUUCUGGAGACUGAUUUCAAUACCAGUGACGGAUGCGACGGGAACUCGGAGGUCGCUCAGCCUCAGAGGUUAAAAGGGGAAGCAGAUCUCUUGUGCCUUGACCAGAAGAAUCAAAAUAACUCACCUUACCAUGAUGUUUCUCCUGCUGCUCAGCAGCCUGAGGUCACCCUAGCAGAGGAAGACAAACCGCGACCACUUCUUACUGGUGAGAUUGAAUCCACUCUUCAGGCGGCACCUUCUCAGCUCAGCAAUCCAAAUUCACUGGCAAACAUCGACUUUUACGCCCAGGUUAGUGACAUUACGCCAGCAGGGAGUGUGGUCCUUUCCCCAGGCCAGAAGAACAAGGCAGGGAAUUCUCAGUGUGAUGCGCAUCCGGAAGUCGUCUCACUCUGCCAAACAAACUUCAUCAUGGACAACGCCUACUUCUGUGAAGCAGAUGCCAAAAAGUGUAUCGCUGUGGCCCCUCACGUCGAGGUCGAAUCACGUGUAGAGCCAAGCUUUAACCAGGAGGAUAUUUACAUCACCACAGAAAGCCUUACCACUACUGCCGGGAGGUCUGGGACAGCAGAAGACGCUCCAGGUUCUGAGAUGCCUGUCCCAGACUAUACCUCCAUUCAUUUAGUACAAUCUCCACAGGGCCUUGUACUCAAUGCAGCCACCUUGCCCUUGCCUGACAAAGAGUUUCUCUCAUCGUGUGGCUAUGUGAGCACAGACCAACUGAACAAAAUCUUGCCAUAGCCUUUCUUUGACGCCCAAGAGCUUUGUAUCUAAUGGCAAAGAAUUGGCUGGGGCAUGAAUGCUUAAACCAAAACAAUGAAGGGGGAAUGGACGAGUAGGAUGUGGAUUCUAAAUGCCUUCUCUGAAAUUUGAAACAGGAUAUUAAAAAGAAAAAACUAAGAGGAAUGCUUAAUCAGAUAGAUAUUCCUGUUGUGAAUUGUAAAUAUUUUAAAGAAUUGUCUCAUAUACUGUUUAGUGGCAGUAAUUGUCUUCUUGUGGGUGUUAAUUUUGUGAUACUAAGCAUUGAAUGGCUAUGUUUUUAAUGUAUAGUAGAAUCAUGCUUUUUGAAAAAGCGAAAAAUCAGGUGGCUUUUGCAGUUCAGGAGAACUGAAUGGAAAUCAUAGCACAGACUAAUUUUUUUUCUUCUUAAUUAAUUGGGAGCUAACACUAUAGGUAAGAAGGCAAAAAAUAGUUUGGAUAUCUAAAACAUUUAUUUUGACAUAAACUUGAUAAAGAUAUUUUUAACAAGUUAAACUUCAAGCAUGGCUAUUUUAUAUCACCCUACACACUGUGUACUGUAGUUCAAGAAGAUUCAUCUACAAAAUGUAGCAACUACAGUCUCAAGCUGGUUUAAUGCUUUUCAUCAGUGCACCUAAAGAAAACACACACAAGUUUUUUUUACAAGGUCCUUUUUAUACCUUCCAAAACUCAUUGAUUCUAAAAUGAUUGUAAAAAUUUACAUACUGGAACAUACUUAUUUUAUCUGAAUUUCUAAUCAAAUAUUUGUUAAAUUUAGAAAAUUUUUAAAUAUUUGCACAAAUGCACAAAUAAAUUUACAUAAAUCAAAAACCAAAUAACACAAAACUUUUCUUCACUAAAUCUUGGUUCGUGCCAGAGAGCUGCAUGCGAAGAGAAGUAGAAAUCAUUGCUGGUUCACGUUGACCAUGAGACUUAAGUUCUGCAGUUGCACGUGGACUGAGAUUUUCCUGCAUGCAGAUCAUGUGAGGUAAGCUCUAUAACCUCUGCAGUAAAAUCUCUUCAAAUAUAACUUGAUUUUAUUUCAUAGUUACCUAAGAGAGGAAGUUGAAGCAGGUCAAAUGAAGCUAACCGGGUAAAGGAACAGAAAUAGGUUUUGUUUCAAAGCCUUUACCCAGACACAUACAUAGUCAGUAUUCAAGGCAACAAGAAAUAAAAGAAAUAAGGUUUUCAAUUCCCACAGAUAACUCAAAAUUACUUAAACCAGGAGCGGAAACUUUCUCACCAAGACUUUUAUAGGAUUUAUUUAAACAGUAAAGGAAGAUGUUUCAUCAUUUUUUAUUUUCCCUCCAAGUAGUCCGACCUCAAAGCAGGUAGUCAGAAGAAAAGGACUUGAGUAAUUUGUAGAUUUUCUAAUUCCUUAAUAACCCAAACAUCAUUUUUAGAAGCAUAGGGAUAGUUCCCAAAAGGAUUAUGAAAAUGAGAAUACUUAACCAUUUUAAGAAUUUUUUAAAGUGCAUUUUUUUUAAGUUAGCAUUCACUUAAAUAGUAUUUGCCAUUUAGCUCAGACCCUUUUAGAAAGCAAGCUUCAUGAUUGGUAAGUUUUAAUUCAUUCUCUCAUACAGGAAAGAUGGUGGAAAGCUAGACCUGGGUGUUUAAAGUUUACCGUGAUACUUGUAGUAGAUGUUUAAUAGAUUUUCUGCUACCUUGCUGCUAUGGUCUUCUCCAAGAGCUACAUAAUUUAGUUUCAUAUACAAUAUCAUCACUGUAGAAUCUAAUUCAACUUAAAACUGUGUUUGGAAGAACUAUCUUACCAUUUCACAAUAGGCUAACAACAUUUCUAUAGCCAAAAAUAGCUAAAUACCUCAAUCGGUCUCAGAAUGUCAUUUUGGUACUUUGCUGGCCACACAAGCCAUUAUUCACUAGUAUGACUAGUUGUGUCCUGCAGUUUAUAUUUAACUUUCUUUAUGUCUGUGGAUUUUUUCCUUCAAAGUUUAAUAAAUUUAUUUUCUUGGA
Lepus europaeus (European hare) is the source of this 4181-nucleotide messenger RNA. It is a transcript of the gene GHR, whose product is annotated as growth hormone receptor. The coding region runs from base 294 to 2210 and encodes 638 amino acids. NCBI's taxonomy places the organism in Eukaryota, Metazoa, Chordata, Mammalia, Lagomorpha, Leporidae. The record is from RefSeq and is a predicted model, not a curated record. Gene Ontology annotation, molecular function: cytokine binding; peptide hormone binding; growth factor binding. The transcript has 11 exons. Gene Ontology annotation, biological process: positive regulation of peptidyl-tyrosine phosphorylation; cytokine-mediated signaling pathway; growth hormone receptor signaling pathway. Gene Ontology annotation, cellular component: external side of plasma membrane; cytosol; growth hormone receptor complex.